This is a messenger RNA of Coffea arabica (coffee), 1372 nucleotides long. RefSeq names its product BAG family molecular chaperone regulator 4. Gene Ontology annotation, cellular component: cytoplasm. Gene Ontology annotation, biological process: protein stabilization. Lineage: Eukaryota; Viridiplantae; Streptophyta; Magnoliopsida; Gentianales; Rubiaceae. Gene Ontology annotation, molecular function: adenyl-nucleotide exchange factor activity; protein-folding chaperone binding. The record is from RefSeq and is a predicted model, not a curated record.
AUGGUCGUCACUCAAUUCUUCUUCCUCUCAUUAUACUCACCUCUGCUCCUCAGUCAUCUCAAUCAAAUGUAACCUCGCACCUUUUUCCUUUUAUACAUUUUUUUUUUAAAUUUCUUUGAAUUAUUCUGGGCUCUGGUAAAAUAGCACCGUCUCUAUUUUAUUUUGAGUAUGAAAAGAUCAUCAUUAGUAUCUUCAAAAGGUAGAAGCUUGAGGAGGGAGAAUGGGAAGACGAACAAUGAAGAAGUGGUUGUGAUCGAGUGGGAGGUGAGGCCUGGUGGUCUGCUUGUUCAGAAGAGAGGAGCUGGUCCUGUAAGCUCUGCUGGUCCAAUGAUCAAGAUCAAGGUUUCCCACGAUUCUUAUCACCACGAUGUAACUGUUCCAUCUCAGUCAACUUUCGGGGAUCUAAAACGAAUUCUUGCCAGUAAAACUGGCCUAGAGCCUAUGGUGCAGAGGCUGUUGUUUAGAGGAAAAGAGAAAGAUGAUGAUGAAUGUCUGCAUAUAGCGGGCGUAGAAGACACGUCAAAAAUAAUACUUCUGGAGGAUCCGGCGAGCAAAGAGAGAAAAUUUGAGGAGAUGAGGAAACACCAGGAUCCAGACAAAGCAUAUGAAGCUGUUGCCAAUGUUAGAGCAGAGGUCGAUAAACUCUCUGACAAGGUUGUUGACCUGGAGAAAGCAGUGCAAAGUGGCAAUGAUAUUGCGGAGAAGGAAUUUGUAGUCUUGACAGAACUGCUGAUGAUUCAGUUGCUUAAACUGGAUUCUAUUGAGGCAUAUGGAAAAGCAAGAGAACAGAGGCGGAUUGAGGUGCAUCGCGUUCAAAGUUUUGUGGACAAGCUAGAUAAUUUGAAGGCAAGAAAUUGUAUUCCCUUCAGCAACUGUGGCAAUGCUUCUUUUGUGACUGCCAAAUGGGAGACCUUUCAUUCUGGAUUUGGAAGCCUUACUGCACCAAAACCCUUCCAUCAUUCGCCGAAAGUUUUUGAGGACUGGGAAUCAUUUGACUAACUCGAGAGAUGGUUUCUAUCCUUGAGUUCCCAGAGACGGGGUGAAGGCUGCUGCAACAUUUUUCAGUCUGAAAUCCGAUCAGCAUAUCCUGUCACUUUUUGGUUCUUGUAAGAUGCUAUUUCCCAGGGAUCAUCUGCUAGACUGUUUCUUAUUCUGUGAGAUCAUGAAUUUUGCCAUCCUACAAUGUGUUCUUUAACUGGUCGGAGCCUGCUUGCCUUGUGCCAAAGACAGCUGCAUUCUGUGCAUACUUUUUUGCUAAUGAACUACUGUAAACCAAGGUUGGAACUGUCGAGGCUUUUCUUUUAAUUCACUUAGAUCGUACUUGUACCAACAUACAGUAUAUUAUUUGGAUAAAACAGAAACCAGAUUCCGA